UUUUUGGUGGUACUAGGGCUUUCGCCAAAGUAGUGUGUCGUGACGGUGAGGCCUUUGCGGACUUCGGCGCGGUCUGCACCGGCGGCUCUCAGCACCUGGCGGGAAAAAGCCGACCUCCGGUAUGCACUCCAGUGCCAGAGAAUAACAGAGGAUCAACAUGUUGUCCAACUUGAGGAAAUUUGUAGUCAGUCAUAAGAAAACACCCAUCCUGCACGUUAAUAAUAUGUGUUGCUCUAAAAUGAGAGCAAGUUUACAAAGACUAAAGUCACAUGUGCCUCUUGGAAGAAACUACAGUUCUCUACCAGGUUUGAUAGGAAAUGACAUCAAAUCCCUUCAUUCUGUCAUCAAUCCUCCCAUAGCUAAAAUCCGAAAUAUUGGAAUUAUGGCUCAUAUUGAUGCAGGCAAAACUACCACCACAGAAAGAAUAUUGUACUAUUCUGGAUACACAAGAUCUCUGGGAGAUGUUGAUGAUGGAGAUACAGUGACAGAUUUCAUGGCUCAAGAGCGAGAAAGAGGCAUUACUAUUCAGUCUGCUGCUGUUACGUUUGAUUGGAAGGGGUAUAGAGUCAAUUUAAUUGAUACGCCAGGUCAUGUAGACUUUACCUUGGAGGUUGAGCGCUGCCUUAGAGUGUUGGAUGGUGCAGUAGCUGUGUUUGAUGCCUCUGCUGGUGUAGAGGCCCAGACUCUCACAGUAUGGAGGCAAGCUGAUAAACACAAGAUACCUCGAAUCUGUUUUUUAAACAAAAUGGACAAAACUGGAGCAAGUUUUAAAUAUGCGGUUGAAAGCAUCAGAGAGAAGUUGAAGGCAAAGCCAUUACUUUUGCAGUUACCACUUGGUGAAGGCAAAGCUUUCAAAGGAGUUGUGGAUGUAGUAAAUAAAGAAAAACUUCUUUGGAAUCCUAAUUCAGAUGAUGGAAAAGACUUUGUGAGGAAUCCCCUUUUGGAAAUGAGUGAUCCUGAGUUGCUUAAGGAGACAACUGAAGCAAGGAAUGCCUUAAUUGAGCAGGUUGCAGAUUUGGAUGAUGAAUUUGCUGACUUGGUUUUAGGAGAAUUUAGUGAAAAUUUUGAUUUGCUACCAGCGGAAAAGCUCCAGACUGCAAUUCGCAGAGUAACACUGGCUCAGACAGCAGUGCCUGUGCUUUGUGGAAGUGCCCUGAAAAACAAAGGUGUCCAGCCCUUGUUGGAUGCUGUUACCGUGUACUUGCCUUCACCUGAAGAGCGCAACUAUGAAUUUCUGCCAUGGUAUAAGGGUGACUUAUGUGCACUGGCAUUUAAAGUUCUUCAUGACAAGCAGCGAGGACCACUGGUGUUUAUGCGCAUUUACUCAGGCAUGAUAAAACCCCAAUUGGCCAUCUAUAAUAUUAAUGGAAACUGCACGGAGAGAAUAAGUCGUCUUCUUUUGCCAUUUGCUGACCAACAUAUAGAAAUCCCUUCACUGACUGCUGGUAACAUUGCUUUGACUGUUGGCCUUAAACACACCGCCACAGGAGACACCAUUGCCUCAUCCAAGUCCAGUGCGUUAGCUGCAGCUCGUCGAGCCGAAACAGAAGGAGGAAAAAAACAUAGACGGAACAAUGAAGCCGAAAGACUUCUUCUGGCUGGGGUGGAGAUUCCAGAACCUGUUUUCUUCUGUACCAUAGAACCCCCUUCGGUGGCUAAGCAGUCAGAUUUGGAUUAUGCAUUGAAAUGCCUUCAACGUGAAGAUCCCAGUUUGAAAGUGAAGCUAGAUGCUGAUUCUGGACAGACUGUCUUAUGUGGUAUGGGGGAGUUACAUAUUGAGAUUAUUCAUGACCGAAUCAAGAGAGAAUAUGGAUUGGAAACCUAUCUAGGGCCUCUCCAGGUGGCAUACCGAGAAACUAUUCUAAAUGCAGUUUGUGCCACAGAUACCUUAGAUAGAACAUUAGGAGACAAACGGCAUCUUGUGACUGUAGAACUGGAAGUAAAACCAGUUGAAACAGCCUCUGUUAUGCCAGUUAUCGAGUAUGCUGGAAGUGUUAGUGAAGACCUUCCGACGGCUUCCCAAGAGGCCAUUGAAAAUGGGAUUCACAGUGCAUGCCUCCAAGGACCAUUGCUUGGAUCCCCAGUCCAAGAUGUGGCAGUUGCUGUACAUUCACUGAUAAUUCAUCCUGGUACCUCCACAACUAUGAUUUCUGCCUGUGUCUCCAGAUGCAUACAAAAGGCUCUGAAGGCGGCUGAUAAGCAAGUUUUAGAGCCCCUGAUGAAGCUCGAGGUUACAGUCACUAGAGAUUACCUCAGCCUUGUCCUGGCAGAUCUGGCACAAAGAAGAGGGACCAUUCAGGAAAUCCAGACUCGUCAGGAAAACAAAAUUAUUACUGGAUUUGUUCCCCUAGCAGAAAUUAUGGGUUAUUCAACUGUGCUUCGAACGCUAACAUCAGGCUCAGCUACUUUUGCCUUAGAACUAUCUAAUUAUGAAGCCAUGAAUCCUCAAGACCAAACUGUACUGCUCGGCCGGCGAAGUGGCUUGACCCAAGUACUUUGAGACUCCGGAGCCCCUAUCAACUGCAGUUUCAUGUAAGUAUAAACAGCCACAUGUGGCUGUGCUAUCAUACUGGACAUACGAGAUCUAAAGUAGAAGAAUGCUCCUGGAGUUAACCAAAGGGAAUGAAUUCCACAGGCUCGAUGGUGAUGAAGACUUCACAGGCAAAGCAGGACUUUGAACUGAAUUCUUUGAACAGAAGACUGCUCAACAUUAUUUCAUCAUUUAAUGCAAAAGUCUUAGUCAUAAUGUCAGUGAUUUAAAGAAAGCAGUGCAUACUGCUUCCUUCUUCAUUUUUCACUUUGUCCAACAAGGUAUAAUAUAUAUGUAUCUAUAGACAUCUAUAGAUAUAUAUAUAAUAUUUAUAUUAUUAUAUAGAUCUUUGACAAGGGGUAAUAUCUAUAUAUCUCUAUAUAUAAUAUCUAUACUUUCACAAGGGGUAGAGAGAAAAUGAAAAAAGAGUACUCAAUAGCUAAAACUUUUACAAAAAUCACAGAUGAAAUAAAAAUAGAGGAGGCUUAUAAGUAACUUACUUUUGAAGGUAGAAAGAUUCUAGUCUUCUAAAAUCUUUGCCAAAACCUUUCUGCUUCAUGAAACCCUGGAUUUCUGGAUUAGACUCCCUUUAACAGAAAACAGUGAUUAAAACUACAUUAAAAGUUUGAUAAAUCUAUU
Messenger RNA from Acinonyx jubatus (cheetah), 3169 nucleotides. RefSeq names its product GTP dependent ribosome recycling factor mitochondrial 2 (gene GFM2). Gene Ontology annotation, molecular function: GTPase activity; translation elongation factor activity; GTP binding. Gene Ontology annotation, biological process: ribosome disassembly; mitochondrial translation. NCBI's taxonomy places the organism in Eukaryota, Metazoa, Chordata, Mammalia, Carnivora, Felidae. The coding region runs from base 158 to 2500 and encodes 780 amino acids. The transcript has 22 exons. The record is from RefSeq and is a predicted model, not a curated record. Gene Ontology annotation, cellular component: mitochondrion.